Phycodurus eques (leafy seadragon) is the source of this 3686-nucleotide messenger RNA. It is a transcript of the gene sptlc3, whose product is annotated as serine palmitoyltransferase, long chain base subunit 3. Gene Ontology annotation, molecular function: serine C-palmitoyltransferase activity; pyridoxal phosphate binding. Bases 76 to 1923 code for a protein of 615 amino acids. Gene Ontology annotation, biological process: ceramide biosynthetic process; sphingosine biosynthetic process. Gene Ontology annotation, cellular component: serine palmitoyltransferase complex. Lineage: Eukaryota; Metazoa; Chordata; Actinopteri; Syngnathiformes; Syngnathidae. The transcript has 13 exons. The record is from RefSeq and is a predicted model, not a curated record.
CAAUGACGCGGCACAAGGAGGAAGUCAGUCGGUCAGCUUGUUACCUGCUGAAAGUUGACAGCCAACACACUCGCCAUGGUGCAGGUGGGAGGAUGGUACGACCGGCUCCUCAUGGAAACGUUAACGCACCGGGAGCACAACGGACUGAAAUGCAAAGAGGUACACAACUAUCACAACACCAUAAAGAAAGGGUCAGAGCUGAUUGCUGCCUCCGGGCAGCACACGCUGGAGUCCUCUGAACAUGUGCCCAUGCUCGUGGCUGUCCCAUUAUACCUGCGCUCAUGUGUUGUCAUCCUGUUUGGCUACCUGAGAGACUUCCUCAAAACAGUGGGUUUAGGGAAGCAUACUCAAACCCAAGAAAGAAAAGAGCAGAGGAAACAUGUCCGGGGUCCAGAAGUCACCUCUGGCCAGCACAGACAGGAAGUUUUUGAAAAGGCGCCCAUGCACGUGGCUGUCCUGACAUACAUGGGAUUUGGCAUAGUCACCCUCUUUGGCUACUUCAGAGACUUCCUCAGAGCUGUGGGCUUAGAGAAGUGCAAUCUCGCACAGGAACGAGAGGAACAGAAGGAUUUUGUACCACUUUACCAAGACUUUGAGAACUUCUACACCCGAAACCUGUACAUGAGAGUACGAGACAACUGGAACCGGCCGUUAUGCAGCCUGCCAGGGCCUGUCGUCGACCUGAUGGAGCGAGUUUCUGAUGACUACAAUUGGACAUUCAGAUUAACGGGCAGGGCAAUACACAAUGUCAUCAACAUGGGCUCCUACAACUACCUCGGGUUUGCAGAGAACAAUGCCGAUUACCUUGAAACGGUGGCAGACAAAGCACACCAGUAUGGGGUCGGCGUUUGUAGCACACGGCAGGAAACAGGUACCCUGGACAUUCAUGUCGAGCUUGAGUAUCUAGUGGCCCGUUUCAUUGGAGUGGAGUCCUCCAUGGUGUUUGGGAUGGGUUUUGCCACCAACUCUAUGAACAUUCCUGCACUUGUUGGCAAGGGCUGUUUGAUCCUGAGUGAUGAGCUCAACCACACUUCUCUCAUCUUAGGGGCUCGAUUGUCGGGAGCGACCGUCAAGGUGUUCAAACACAACAACAUGGUCCAUUUAGAGAAAGAGUUAAGAGACUCAAUCUGCUCAGGGCAGCCUCGGACCCACAGACCCUGGAGGAAAAUCCUGAUUAUGGUGGAAGGCAUCUUUAGCAUGGAGGGCUCCGUGGUACGACUCCCUGAACUGAUCGCUCUGAAGAAGAAAUAUAAGGCAUGUCUGUACCUGGAUGAGGCCCACAGCAUCGGUGCAGUGGGGCCAGGAGGGAGGGGCGUGACAGAGAUGUUUGGGGUGAACCCAGCAGACGUGGACGUGAUGAUGGGCACCUUCACCAAGAGCUUUGGGGCUGCUGGAGGCUAUAUUGCUGGCAAAAAGGAUUUGGUCGACUACCUGCGUAGCCAGUCCCACAGUGCCAUGUACACCUCGAGCAUGUCUCCUCCUGUUGCUGAGCAGAUCAUACGGGCCAUAAAGUGCAUCACAGGACAGGAUGGCAGCACAGAGGGCAUGCGCCGCAUCCGACAAUUGUCUCAGAACACCAGAUACUUCCGGGCCAAGGUGAAGAAAAUGGGCUUCAUCAUCUACGGCAACGAGGACUCCCCUGUGGUCCCCAUCCUGCUCUACAUGCCAGGCAAAGUGGUAGCUUUUGCUCGAGAAAUGCUUGAGAGGAAAAUUGCCGUGGUCGUGGUCGGCUUCCCCGCUACGCCAAUAACCGAAGCCCGCGCUCGCUUCUGUAUGUCUGCAGCCCACACCAGAGACAUGCUGGACGAGGUGCUGCACCACCUGGACGAGGUGGGAGACGGCCUGGGUCUGAAGUUCUCACGACGGAAACAAUCCUGCUGGUCUGACCUCUGUAACGAGACUGACUUUGAGCCGGAUGGCUAAUGCAACUGUUGACCUCUUCACUUGACUGUGUCAAAACCACACACAACCACAAAUCCACAUAGAACUGGAACACACAGUGUUUAGACCACGGAAGUGCCCACUCAGCAGUCACAGGUUGAUUUGAUCAACAAAAAAUGCUAAGUACCAGAAGAUCGUGCACCCAGAAUAUCCUCGGUUCUCCUUGGAUUCUCUCCAGUUUAUGCUAUGUAAUGUAUUGUGUUGGAAAAAUAUACAGAAUUUGUAAAUGCAUUGAAUGAAUAAGGCCAUGUGAAAUAACCAGCCACAGCACAAGGUACACUUGCACAAUUUAAUGGCCUUCUAUACACUGUGACGCUGACACAGAUGUAUUAAAUGCUGCGUUACAAAAUGUGGUUCCUUACCCUAUAAAGAAAAGAGAAAAAUACUAGCCAGAGAUAAGUUAUUAAAAUAAAAUAUUGACAAAAGUAAGAAUAUAUGAUAAAAGAGGAUUUAAAUUGAAGAUACACAUGCAUCUGGAGUAUUAACGACAAGCCUAUAGAAUAUAUAUGAGGGACAGUCUAACAGUAAUGUAAUUUAAUAAGCAAUUUAACUUAAACUCCUAAUAAUAGUUUUUUUUUUUCAUUGAAAUGUUCAAUUUUUAGUUUAAAUACAUGUUUUUAGGUUUGUUUAGAAAAAAACCUUUAUUUAAGCCUGUCCUCUUCCUGUCAGCCAUUUUGGAAAUGACAUCAUUGUUGGAUAUCAGUCAGAAGCAGACAGCUGUGAUUGAAUUUAGUGUUCUGGAGGGCGAACCACCACUAAACAUUUUCAAAAGGUUGCAAAAUGUGUAUGGGGAAGCUGCAAUAGGCUACAGCAUAGUCAAAAAGUGGGUGUCCAGGAUCAAAGGUGAAGCACAAGCUCCUGCUUUGAGUGACCUCCGUGGCAAGCAAAAGAGCUUGUGAAGUCAUCAGUUCCUUUGUCUGGACUACCAUAAUCCAUCCCACACACUCACCUGAUCUGGCACCAUCAGAAUAUGACCUUUUGGGACCUUUAAAAGAAGGAUUUAGCAGUCAGCACUUCUCUGAUGACGAACAAGUUAAGGAUGCUGCAAAACAAAAAUGGUUAAAAGCGUAGCCUACUGAAUUUUACGAGCUUGGCAUACAUGGCCUUGUUAAAUGAUGAACAGUCGAUGUUGAGAAGAAGGAAGAUAAUAUUGAAAUUUAGCGAUGAAAACCCCUCUUUAUGGGCUUUAUUUCUAAGCGUAUAUUGCCUUUUUAUUGCAAUAAAUAAAGCCAGAGGAAAAUUGGGCUCAUUACUUUUUGACUUCCCCUCGUACUAUAGGGGCAAAGAUAUUUGUUCACUUGAAUCUUGCGACGACAAGAUCUGGAAACUGUAAAUGAUGGAAGUACCUCAAUUCACACACGGCUAACAUGCAAGGAGUGCAGACAGCUGUGAAGAUUCAAAUAUGAGUGUAUGUUUUGCGUAAGACUUGAGAAAAGGGUCCAGACUUGCAGGGUGCCACCCACGUUUCACUGCCAGCUGCAAGCUGUUUUUUUGUGAGUGUAAAAAAAAAAGAAAAAAAAAUUUUCUUUCUUUUUUUUGUUUUUUUUAUAAAUCUUCUUAACAUGAGAAGGUUUGGAAAGCAUGUCCUGCCACAACUUUUAACAAGAGGAGGUUUGAAAACUUUGCAACUUUUAAUCCUGUACCAACCAAUCUCUGUCCGCCCUUUAAAGCCUUUUUUAAGUUCUAGAUCAAGGAAUUGACUAUAUAACUGUGUUCUUUUUUUGAUUAAAUCAUGUUUGAUUCUU